AAAAAUGAAACAGCGGAAGAUUCAAAACGAAGAUGGCGGCUGAAAAUGAUCCCCAAAACAAUCACAAACUGGAAAGAAGAGAGACAAAGUGCAGUGUGUCUGUCAGCCAGGAAAAGAACAACGCAAGCCAACCUGUGAUCUUCAACCCGGACUUCUUUGUGGAGAGGCUGAGACAUGAGCAUCCACAGACCUACGCGGAUUUGGUACUUAGCAAUAUCACUCGUCUUAUAGACCUUCCGGGGGAUGAGUUUGCGCAGCUCACCGGAGAGUCUGAGCCUCGGGUGCCUUCAUCCAGCGGCUUUCUACGGUCUUUGAACUUCCUGAAACGGAAAGACAAAGGAGUGGUUUUUGGUGCACCGUUAACUGAAGAAGGAAUAGCACAGAUCUAUCAGCUCAUUGAAUACUUGAGUAAAAACCUUCAAGUGGAGGGGUUGUUCCGUGUGCCAGGCCACAGCCUAAGGCAGGCAGCCCUCAGGGAGAUGCUGAAUGCUGGGGCAGAGAUAGAUCUAGAGACAGGCGACUUCCAUCCCAAUGAUGCAGCCACAUUGUUGAAAACGUACCUGGGGGAGCUGCCAGAGCCCCUGCUCACGCACAGACAUUAUCAUGCUCACCUGAAAAUUGGAGAGCUCACUCGCUUUGAUGAUAAGGGGGAUAAGACGAAUGUGCCUGACAAGGAACGCCAGAUUGAAGCAUUUCAGCUGCUUUUCAUGCUGCUCCCACCAGCCAACCGCAGCCUGUUGAAACUGCUACUGGACUUGCUGUACCACACCGCUCGCAAUCAGCAUAUCAACAAGAUGUCUGCAAAAAAUCUAGCCACAAUGUUUGCUCCACACAUCAUCUGGCCCAAAAAUGUGAUGGCAAGUGAUCUGCAGGGAAACAUUGAGAAACUGAAUAAUGGCAUAGCAUUCCUCAUCAGGCACUCACAAAAACUAUUCAAGGCACCUGUGUAUGUCAAAGAAUAUGCCCGCUUAUACUUCACAGGAUCAAAAUCUCUUCAAUCAAAGGAUGACUCGACCCUGCGUUCUGGGACGAAAGAUGGGCCGAUGGCUGGGGUACCAACAGCCCCCGCUUCUCCCUUCAUGAGAUCAAGUGAGGUCAGCAACACCUGCACCGCCAGGUCAUCUGAGACUCAAAAUUAUACUGAAUCUGCGCUCAAAGAGCUGUACCAGCAGGUCAGCAACAUGCCUGAGUCUGCCAAAAAGAAGAAGCUCAUUCGACAGUUUGAAAAGCAGCCUUUGCUGACACCUCCAGCAGACUCUCGUACACCAUUCAGCAGGAAACACUGGCGUUCACGCUCUUUGGGUGGAAUUAUCAAGAGGAAGGUGUUGGGAGGCCAAGCACUGACAGAGAAAGAAAACAGCAGAGCGCAGGGUUCUCUACCCACUGGUUCUAUUGAUGGCCAAGGAACAGAAAAAAACUGGCUCUGAAGGAGAUUAAUCGUCUUUAAAGGAAUGCGCUGUUCACAACUAGGGAAACUUAAGUGUAACUGUAAUGUUAGGCUCAUUGAAGGAUCUUCUUGAGGCAUCAGCUCAAACUAAACAGUGUAAUGCACUGUACAGCUUUGUUUUGACACCAUGUUUAGAUCAGCAGAAGGUAAGGAAAAUCACCAUAACGUUUUGCAGUCUGGAAAUUUUACUUAAGCUAAGUGGCAUAAAGGUUAAUGGAUAAACAUGAGUAUGUUACAUGCUUUAUUUUAGGUCAAUGCAAUUUGCCAUUUUUCUUAUCCUCUUAAUUUCCUCUAUGAUCUUAAGAAUGCAAAAACAACCCAGAAUAUGUGUUGGUAUUUAGCUUUAUCAUUGACUGAAACAUACUUUUAUUUAAUUUGCAAACCUAAUUGUAUUUAUUUUUUAUCAUUGGUCAUCUGGAUGUUUCAAGUCCUUGAAUCCAGUGCAUCAGAUGUAAUGGGACAGUGUGAUGUGCAGGCUUUUCUAUUUAAUCGUUAAAUUUGCUUGUGAGUUGUAGUUAGUUUAGUCUCACAGUCAUUGGUGACUGUUCAAGACUUUUAUUAGGAAAGUGGUGAAUUCAGAGAUGUGCCUUAAAGUGAAUAUAUCUCGAGUUAAGUGAGUUCCCAAUAGCUUUAAGAGUAUCCUGAAAUUUUUAUAAAGAAUCCAUUCAAGUGGCAGUAAAGUAAGGGAGUGAAAACUAAUAGGGAUUGAAGAAUGGAAGAUGGGAGAUACUAAGUGAAAGGCCAAAGAACCAGCUCGUGUAGAUUAUAUAAAUACUUUGUCCUCACAUGAGUUUAACAUUUGUGUGUUGACACUCUGAUACUUUAAAUUACUGCAUUUUUAAAAAAAACUAUAUUCGUGUUGGAGCUUAUAUUGUAGUUUUUCUCAGGCCAGUUUUUAUUAUGCAACUUCGUGUACAGUCUUAUAUCUUUACAUUCAAAGUGUCUUUUCUGUUAUUCAGCUGUUUAGUGCAAGAUGAUUUUUAUUAUUUUAAAAUUUUAUUGUCUAUUUUUUAUCUUUCUUAUUUUCAAUGAUUGGCUGAAUGCACAUGAAGAUGAAUCUGUUGCCUUUUACUGUUUUUGUCAACCCAGGUGCUCUCUGGGAGAAUUUGAGCCAAUUUUAAAACCACCUUGGUGUCUUACUCUUUCAGUAGCAGUUUCCAGUUCAGUGGUCACUCUGCCAAGCUGUUACAAUUUAGCUAUAAUGUGAUAAUUGCCAUCAUGGUCAACUUAAUUGACCAUGUAAAUAUGUGACUUCCAUGUUGGUGCUGCUGUGAAGCUAUGCAACUCACUGUAAUUAAAAGACAUCAAGCUGC
This is a messenger RNA of Toxotes jaculatrix (banded archerfish), 2760 nucleotides long. Its product is annotated as rho GTPase-activating protein 19-like. The record is from RefSeq and is a predicted model, not a curated record. The transcript is spliced from 11 exons. Gene Ontology annotation, molecular function: GTPase activator activity. Bases 33 to 1427 code for a protein of 464 amino acids. Gene Ontology annotation, cellular component: cytoplasm. Lineage: Eukaryota; Metazoa; Chordata; Actinopteri; Toxotidae. Gene Ontology annotation, biological process: signal transduction; regulation of small GTPase mediated signal transduction.